This is a messenger RNA of Wickerhamiella sorbophila, 1317 nucleotides long. Its product is annotated as 26S protease regulatory subunit 7. The coding region runs from base 1 to 1317 and encodes 438 amino acids. Gene Ontology annotation, cellular component: proteasome regulatory particle, base subcomplex. Gene Ontology annotation, molecular function: ATP hydrolysis activity; proteasome-activating activity; ATP binding. Gene Ontology annotation, biological process: proteasome-mediated ubiquitin-dependent protein catabolic process. The transcript has a single exon. Lineage: Eukaryota; Fungi; Ascomycota; Dipodascomycetes; Dipodascales; Trichomonascaceae. The record is from RefSeq and is a predicted model, not a curated record.
AUGCCCCCUAAAGCAGACUGGGAGAAAUACAAGCCCCCUGUGGGCGGUGGCGAAGAGGAAACUGAAGAUAAAAUUGUACCUUUGAGCGAGGGUGACAUUGAAGUAUUAAAGACAUAUGGCCUGGCGCCUUACCAGCAGCAGCUGAAGCAAAUCGAGAAGGAUAUUGGUGAGCUCCAGAAACAGAUUACUGAAAAGGCCGGCAUAAAGGAAAGUGAUACAGGCCUCGCACCGCCAAAUCAAUGGGAUCUCAUGGCCGAUAAACAGACCAUGUCACAAGAGCAGCCUUUACAGGUUGCGCGGUGCACCAAGAUCAUCCAGGACCCGACCGACCCGGACAAGGCUCAAUACGUGAUCAACGUCAAACAGAUUGCUAAAUUCGUUGUUGCCCUGGGUGACCGUGUCUCGCCAACAGAUAUUGAAGAGGGCAUGCGUGUCGGUGUCGAGCGUAACAAGUACCGAAUUAUGCUGCCUUUGCCCCCGCGGAUUGAUCCCAGUGUGACGAUGAUGACGGUUGAGGAGAAGCCUGACGUCACUUACGGUGAUGUUGGUGGCUCCAAAGAGCAGAUUGAAAAGCUUCGGGAGGUUGUAGAGCUCCCGUUACUCUCUCCUGAGCGGUUUGCAAAGCUAGGUAUUGACCCACCAAAGGGUAUCUUGCUAUAUGGACCGCCCGGUACCGGUAAGACCCUGUGCGCUCGUGCAGUUGCAAACCGUACGGACGCCACAUUUAUCCGAGUCAUUGGCUCCGAACUUGUACAAAAGUACGUGGGUGAGGGCGCUCGUAUGGUUCGUGAGCUGUUCGAGAUGGCUCGGUCCAAAAAGGCUUGUAUCAUUUUCUUCGACGAGGUAGAUGCUAUUGGCGGUGCGCGUUUCGAUGACGGCGCUGGCGGUGACAACGAAGUGCAGCGCACCAUGUUGGAGCUGAUCACGCAGCUCGACGGGUUCGAUCCUCGCGGCAACAUCAAGGUGAUGUUCGCGACGAACAGGCCCAAUACCUUAGAUCCUGCGCUGCUCCGACCGGGUCGUAUUGACCGUAAGGUGGAGUUCUCUCUGCCGGAUGUCGAGGGCCGAGCCAAUAUCUUCCGCAUCCAUUCAAAGUCGAUGUCUGUUGAUCGUGAUAUUCGAUGGGAGCUUAUUUCGCGGUUGUGUCCUAAUUCCACCGGUGCGGAGCUGCGCUCUGUAUGCACCGAAGCUGGAAUGUUUGCCAUUCGCGCUAGACGCAAGGUUGCAACCGAAAAAGACUUUUUGGCUGCUGUCGAUAAGGUUAUCAAGGGCAAUCUUAAGUUUUCGUCUACUAGCCAGUAUAUGCAGUACAACUAG